Molecule: messenger RNA, 2211 nt
Organism: Mucor velutinosus
Lineage: Eukaryota; Fungi; Mucoromycota; Mucoromycetes; Mucorales; Mucoraceae
Product: 1,3-beta-D-glucan synthase
Exons: 1
Coding region: 1-2211 (736 amino acids)
Source: RefSeq, a predicted model, not a curated record
AUGACCGUUUAUACACUUUUAGAAGAACAGGCCGCUCGACAGAAACCCUCCUACAAAAAAUGGUGCAUCAUUGGCAUCAGCUUAACCGCUGUGGCAGUAGCUGGUUACUUUGUAUUCACAUACCCAUCCAUUGAAAGUGACCACGAUGCUGUGCCAGAGGUGAAUACCCCCAUUCCAGCCAGAUCCAUCAACUUUACUGUGCCCACACAAAAACAGCUCUACUUUGUGGACCUGGACAAAUACACCAUUGAAGACAACCUCAUCCAGGCGUUCCAAAAGAACAUUGCCGAUCAUAUCAAGCAGAUCACCAUUGAGAAGCUGCUGCAAUUGCACUACAAGAACCAAACAGCUGUAGCCUGGAAGGAUCGCUGGCUCAGCCAAACCACCACUGCAGACAAGACAGCCUUUUCUUGCGACAACCAGCCAUUACCAUACCCCAUUCUUCGCCAUCUGGCAAAAGAGUACUUUCCCAUCCAGAAUGCAGACAGCUUUUACGACGACGGCGAUGAUACAGGAUUUAAUUACGCUCGGCCCACGCUGAUCCUGCCAUACGCAAAGCAACCCAAAUUGGUUCAGGGUCAGGAGCUAUGCAUCCGCAUCAUGGUGCCAUAUAGGAACGUCGGCAAGGACGAUAUCCACCGCCUGCUGUACCGACCCUACCCCCAAAACAAUGCUCAGCUUUCCAGCCCAUGGUGGGACACCAUGAUGACCACGCUGACCGACAAGGCCACCAAUGCUAGUAUACCUAUUCAUAUGCAGCCCUGGCGUGAACAUCGCAUUUUGCGCCAACGAGCUCGAGAUCUCAAACAGGUCAACAACCAGAUCCCAGAGUGGGCACGACUGAGAGAGGAUGAGCUGUAUGAGAGAGAGCGUAUGCACAUUUACGAGGCGCAGAUCAACCUGCCUCACCAAGGAUCUUGGGAAUUGUCCAGUAUAUUGGAGUUUGUCGAAGCACGUUACAAUUUCGAAUAUGGGCCUGUCUCACCCUACUCACCAAUCCAGAUACCUGUGUUCCCCACUGGUCUUGAAUAUAUAAAUAUCACCUCUAAUGCGGCACCAAAGCAGAAGCAACCCAAGGGUAAUCAGGACAUUCUGGAGCAACACCUAGCACUGCCUCUCUGUAAAGGCUUCAAUAACCCUGGACGAUGGCUGCCGUUCCCUAAAAAUAGCUCUUAUUCAGGCGAGGCUGCAUUAGCGCAAGUGGCAGGUCUAACUCGAGAUGGUAAAUACUGGGCUCCGUAUUCAUGUCGUUUGCGCCACCUCUCGUACGAGCAAUUUAACCGUUGUGCCUCCAAGAAGUAUGCUCGAGGUAUCAAUCUCUAUGGUGACUCCAACAUCCGCAGAUCCAUCAAAAAGUUCUUGAGCCAUGGCCAAUGGUGCAAGAAUUGGGAGCAGCACAUCACAUCACCCCUCUUGCCUGACAAUGAAAAGCCCAUCAUCAACUCGUCUUACAUGGCACGUCGUGAUGAGCCAGCAACCAUAUUCGACGAUGGAAGCUACGCAUCGCCCAAGGACUACAGAUACACCGAAGAGUCACAGACACGCAGUUGCUAUUGUGAGGAUUUCAGUGAGAAUCAUUGGAACAGAGAAUGGUUUGAUCCCAUGGCUAGACGGUUUGAUCUCGUCUACAGCAACAAUGAAACAGAGUCAAAGGCAUUGGGCAUCACGGAAUGGGACGACAAGCCUGCCAAUGGAUCCACUGUACAGGCUCACAAGGAUAGUUUCCGUGUGAGCUCCUACAAGUGGGAUGGCCUCACCUACCUCAAUAUUCCCAGCUGGGAUGAAGCUGUGCCCACCAGUCCUCGCGAUGUGGAUGUGGCCAUCUUCUCUCUGGGUAACUGGGACGCUGCCUUUGCCGAGCUGGAGCCCUUUUUAAAGGAUGUCGAUCGUCUGAUCCGCCAAAUCAAGGAGUUUUAUGACCUCACCAAAACCAAGGUGAUCUACCGCACAGCGCAGUAUUACUGUUGUAGAAUUGAUGUCUCUGAACGCACUCGCCAAGUGAGUGGUCCCAGAAUGGAGUCAUUUGAACAGGAGGUGCAAACUCGCUUCAAGAACGAAUUGAAGGCUGACAUCUGGGACACGUAUACACUGGGAGAGAGCAGAACAUGGGAUGAAAAGAUCAUUGGUAUUACCUGUCCCUCCAACCAUGUGCCAGCUGAUCAAGUAGACAUUGAAAAUCAAAUUUUAAUGAAUGGUCUUUGCAAUCUUUAG